Molecule: messenger RNA, 491 nt
Organism: Musca vetustissima
Lineage: Eukaryota; Metazoa; Arthropoda; Insecta; Diptera; Muscidae
Gene: Kaz-m1
Product: enhancer of split M1 protein
Exons: 3
Coding region: 12-476 (154 amino acids)
Molecular function (GO): protein binding
Source: RefSeq, a predicted model, not a curated record
CAAAACACAAAAUGUUUACCAAAUCCCUAAUAACCCUGACGGUGUUGAGUGCCUUGUUGGUCUCACUGAAUGCCAAUCCUACAGAUGAACUUGAUUGCCCACAAAUCUGUCCGGCCUUGUAUGCUCCACUCUGUGCUUCCAAUGGCAAAAUCUACAAGGAAUUCAGCAAUGAAUGUGAAUUGAAGGCUAGCAAUUGUCGUCAAGUGAGGAAUUCCAUGCAACCCUAUACUGCCACUUCCAUGGACUGGUGCAGCACCGAAUUCGUGGAUUCUAUGGAAAACCUAUUUGUAAAACUGAACAAUUUGGAUUUGACCACUUCGAAGUGUUUGAAACCCUGCGCCAUGAUCUAUCAACCGGUGUGCAUUUCCAAUGGCAAAUAUCGUGCCUUGGCCAGCAAUGAAUGUCUGAUGGAGAACAUCAAUUGUGCUUUGGGUACUGAAAAUACCUUCAAAGUUCUUCAAGCUGGAAGCUGUUAAAUAAAAUUUGGAUUU